Aspergillus melleus is the source of this 1299-nucleotide messenger RNA. RefSeq lists its product as uncharacterized. The transcript has a single exon. The coding region runs from base 1 to 1299 and encodes 432 amino acids. Gene Ontology annotation, molecular function: glycosyltransferase activity. Lineage: Eukaryota; Fungi; Ascomycota; Eurotiomycetes; Eurotiales; Aspergillaceae. Gene Ontology annotation, cellular component: Golgi membrane. Gene Ontology annotation, biological process: GPI anchor biosynthetic process. The record is from RefSeq and is a predicted model, not a curated record.
AUGGGGUUCCUCAAUAAGAAGCAAAGGUUGUCCUUAGCCUCCUUCACUCUCCUUUAUCUCCUCCUCCUUAUCUUCUGCCGCUUCAAUUCCGCUCGGGAUCCCGGCUCGGCUUUCUUUCAACCCAAGGUGGGCUACCGACCGCUGUACAGCCCCCAGCGCAUCGAGGAAUCGCUGCAGUUUCUGUCCACCUUAAAUCAGUCGGCCGAAUUGUCGGCCCAACCCGCCAGAAAUCGAAGCGCUCCAAUCCGCAACGUGGAUGUCUGCGUCGGCAUCGUCACCGUGAAGCGGCCUCUGCACCAAAAUUUCGACACGACCAUCGGCUCCAUCCUCGACAACCUAACGUCGGAACAGCGCUCGACGCUUGCCGUCCAGGUGCUAUUCGCCCUCACCAACGCCACAGACCACCCCGAUUAUCAGCAACCCUGGGUUCCUAACGCCAUCGACCGCGUCCUAACGUACGACGAUUUUGGCGAACACCAAGGGUCAUUGCGGCGCCUGGAACGGACGGGUAAUAUCAAGAAGAAGUCUCUGAUCGAUUACCGGCUGUCACUUCAGUCAUGCUAUGAGGACACAGAUGCCUCUUGGUUCGUUAUGCUGGAGGAUGACGUGCUGGCCCACAAGUCAUGGUACGCCCAAACGAUGGAGAGUCUUCAGAGGAUUGACGAGUGGAAGCGGACCGGUCUGGUCCAUGACUGGCUGUACCUGCGACUCUUCUACACCGAAAAAUUCCUCGGAUGGAACUCGGAACACUGGCCUAUCUACCUAAGUUGGAGUGUGGCCGUCGUUUCCCUGGUCGCCUCCAUGGGCUUUUAUGUACGAAGAAAGGUGCGAGCGUCGCACCAUAUCUUGUCAAAUCUGUUCCUGGCGAUCGUUUGCUUCGUCUGCGUGCCGCUGAUGAUCGGCCUGUACUUCCUGUCGGGUCGAAUGACCAUGCGCCCUAUGAAACCCGGGAUCCAUUUGAUGAAUCGCAACGGCUGCUGCUCGCAAGCGCUCGUCUUUCCUCGUGCCCCGAUUCCGGACCUCAUAGACCGGCUCGAGGAGAUGGAGGACGCGCGACAGCCCAAAGCGGUGGACACUGUGAUCGAAAGAAUGGGCAACGACCUAUUUUAUGAUCGCCUGGCCAUUUCUCCUCCCCUGAUGCAACAUGUCGGCGCUGCCUCCUAUAAGGAAGAUAAGAAGAAAUGGAAAGGCGAAUAUGCAGUGCGCGGAGCCCAUGGUGUAUGGAGUAUGGAAUUUGAAAGAGCCUAUAGCCAAGGAUUGGCCCUCGAUGGCAUGACCGAUGCUUUCUGGUUUCAAUAA